AUGGUCCCAGCCCCAAUUGACCCCAGCAUCAAGGAUGUCGCCGAACCCAUCAAAGACACUCUCAAAAUCCCCAACCCAGCCAAACAGCGUCUGGAGAAAUCGGGUAUAGACCUCUCCAAAGGCUAUCCCUAUCGUCCUUCUCGCCCCUUGUAUCUUGAUGAUGUCUACAAGAUUCGAGACAAGCCUCGCGAUCACAUCGAUGCAGGCGCUCGAGCUGACAAGUCUAAGAAGAGCCUUUUGUCCGCUGCGACUAAAGUCACUGAUCUGACUGCAUACAUCGGAACUGAGAUUGAGGGUCUUCAGUUGAAGGAUCUCACUAAUCAGCAGCGAGAUGAACUGGCUUUGCUUAUUGCGGAGCGAAGUGUUGUGUUUUUCAGAGACCAGGAUCUUUCGCCGCAGCAGCAGAAGGAGCUUGGAGAAUGGUACGGUGAAGUUGAAGUUCAUCCCCAAGUCCCUCACGUCCCUGGCGUUCCAGGUGUAAGCGUCCUCUGGCCCGAUCUCAUGGCCACAGAGCGCCCAGCCAGUUUCCGUCAACCUGGCGGUGCAUCUCGCUGGCACACAGAUCUAGUGCACGAGAAGCAGCCAGCAGGCAUCACGCAUCUUCACAACGAUACUAUUCCAUCUGUCGGCGGAGAUACUCUGUGGGCUUCAGGUUACGCUGCAUACGAGAAGCUGUCCCCAGAGUUCCGUAAGAUCAUUGAUGGCCGGGAGGCUGUUUACCGCUCUGCUCAUCCCUACCUGGACCGUGAUCACCCCGAACAAGGUCCAAAGUAUAUUGAGCGUGUUCAUCCCAUCGUUCGCGUUCAUCCUGCUACAGGCUGGAAAGCUCUUUGGGUGAACCGCGCAAUGACGGAUCGAAUUGUCGGUCUUGAUAGAGCGGAGAGCGAUGUCAUUCUCAAUUACCUGUAUGAUGUCUAUGAGCAGAAUGUCGAUAUCCAAGUGCGCUUCAAGUGGACACCAAGAACUUCAGCGCUUUGGGACAAUCGUAUCACUAUUCAUAACGCCAGCUGGGAUUAUAGCGGACGCGAGCCGCGACACGGUACGCGCGUGACUUCUUUGGCGGAGAAGCCGUACUUUGAUGCAUCGGCGCCAACUCGUCGUGAGGCGUUGGGACUGUUGGGAGAUAGUGAGAAGAAGGAACUGGAGGCGUUGAAGUAA
Fusarium odoratissimum NRRL 54006 is the source of this 1158-nucleotide messenger RNA. RefSeq lists its product as uncharacterized. The transcript has 3 exons. Bases 1 to 1158 code for a protein of 385 amino acids. Gene Ontology annotation, cellular component: cytoplasm. Lineage: Eukaryota; Fungi; Ascomycota; Sordariomycetes; Hypocreales; Nectriaceae. Gene Ontology annotation, molecular function: 2-oxoglutarate-dependent dioxygenase activity. The record is from RefSeq and is a predicted model, not a curated record.